Molecule: messenger RNA, 1993 nt
Organism: Passer montanus (Eurasian tree sparrow)
Lineage: Eukaryota; Metazoa; Chordata; Aves; Passeriformes; Passeridae
Gene: CKMT1A
Product: creatine kinase, mitochondrial 1A
Exons: 9
Coding region: 606-1859 (417 amino acids)
Biological process (GO): phosphocreatine biosynthetic process
Cellular component (GO): mitochondrion
Molecular function (GO): creatine kinase activity
Source: RefSeq, a predicted model, not a curated record
ACCGGGAGCGACACGCGCCCGUAGCGGCCGUAGCGGGCUGGGCGCGCGGUUCUACUGGGCGGCCGCUUCCCGUGUCCCAGAGCAACGCAGCUCUGCGCCAGCAGCUCCCGUCCCUCGGGGGUCUGCGGUAGCGAGCGCGGCGCACUUCCUGGCGCACCGGUGCGGCCCCCUUGGUGUGGCGGGCACUGCGGGAGGGCUGGUGACCGCCGAGAACAGGCCCCCGACCCCGCGACCCAUCGCGGGCCGCAUCCCGUCGAGCAGCCGCGGUCGCCGCUCUCGGCUUCAGGUGGACGAACUUUGACCGGGCCGCGCCCGCCCGCCCCAGGGCGCGGCGGGGGGCUCCGAGGAGUGGGUCCCGGUGCGGAGCCCGCCCGUCCCGGCGCAGCCGCCCCUCCGGCGCUGUCCGGCGAGCGGUGCUGAAAGCGGCGGAGGCUGGGUGGGGCGGGGCGGGGCGGGGCAGCCAAGCAGGUGGCGGUGCCGCCAGGCCCCCCCGUGCCCCGCCGGCUCCCCGCCCCCCGCCGCCGUUCCCGUUCCCAUUCCCAUUCCCGUUCCGAUUCCCCUCACGUCCGCUGCCCGCCCCGGCGCGCUUGCUCCGCCGCUCCGACAUGGCCAGCACCUUCGCCCGCGCUCUCUCCGCUCGCCGCUCCGCCGGCCUCCUGGCCAUGGUGGGCGCCGGCUCUCUCGCCGCCGGCUUCCUACUCGCCCGGGACUCGGUCAGCGCGGGCGAGCGUCAGCGUCGGCGAUACCCGCCCAGUGCUGAGUACCCCGACCUGCGAAAGCACAACAACUGCAUGGCCAGCAACCUGACGCCAGCCAUCUACGCCAGGCUCUGUGACAAGGCAACCCCAAAUGGCUGGACCUUGGACCAGUGCAUUCAGACUGGUGUGGACAACCCUGGCCAUCCCUUCAUCAAGACUGUGGGCAUCGUAGCUGGUGAUGAAGAGACCUAUGAGGUGUUUGCCGACCUGUUUGACCCCGUGAUUCAGGAGCGGCACAAUGGAUACAACCCCCGCACCAUGAAGCACGUCACAGACCUGGAUUGCACAAAGAUCAAGUUUGGCCAGUUUGAUGAGCGCUAUGUGCUCUCGUCCCGGGUCCGGACUGGGCGCAGCAUCCGUGGCCUGAGCCUGCCGCCAGCCUGCACGCGCGCCGAGAGACGAGAGGUGGAGAAGGUGGCCGUGGACGCGCUGAGCGGCCUCACCGGGGACCUGGCGGGCCGGUACUACCGCCUCAGCGAGAUGACCGAGAGCGAGCAGCAGCAGCUCAUUGACGACCACUUCCUCUUUGACAAGCCGGUGUCCCCGCUCCUGACAGCAGCAGGAAUGGCUCGGGACUGGCCUGACGCACGAGGGAUCUGGCACAACCACCAGAAGACCUUCUUGAUCUGGAUCAAUGAGGAGGACCACACACGUGUCAUCUCCAUGGAGAAGGGGGGCAACAUGAAGCGCGUUUUUGAGCGGUUCUGCCGGGGCCUAAAGGAGGUGGAGCGGCUAAUCCAGGAACGAGGCUGGGAGUUCAUGUGGAAUGAGCGGCUGGGUUACAUCCUGACCUGCCCCUCUAACCUGGGCACAGGGCUGCGAGCAGGCGUCCACAUCAAGCUGCCACUGCUCAGCAAGGACAGCCGCUUCCCUAAGAUCCUAGAGAACCUGCGGCUACAGAAACGUGGGACAGGUGGUGUGGACACUGCAGCCAAAGGCGGCGUCUUUGACAUCUCCAACCUGGAUCGUCUGGGGAAGUCAGAGGUGGAACUGGUGCAGCUGGUGAUCGAUGGUGUGAACUACCUGAUCGACUGUGAGCGGCGGCUGGAGAAGGGGCAGGAUAUCCGCAUCCCCUCGCCGCUGCAGCAAUUCCGGCACUGAGCGCGGCCACGGCAGCGCCAGCGCUGUGGGACCCAGGUCCCCCUGUAGCUUGUGCGAUCUCUGUGCCCAGCAUGUCGCUGCAUCCUGUAACCCACAAUGCGUCAGGUCAGACCCCAUAAACAUGCGCUGCUGUA